Molecule: messenger RNA, 1302 nt
Organism: Entelurus aequoreus (snake pipefish)
Lineage: Eukaryota; Metazoa; Chordata; Actinopteri; Syngnathiformes; Syngnathidae
Exons: 3
Coding region: 403-1008 (201 amino acids)
Source: RefSeq, a predicted model, not a curated record
UGUUAGUGUGUCAACAGUUAGCAUGCACCAACAACCAAAAUGUAUGACUCUGAGGUGUGUACCUGUACAAAAAAAUAGCUAAACAUAGAUAAUAUGCUAAUGUUAGCAUGUUAACAGUUGGCAUGUUUCAAGUACCAACAUAUAUGACUCUGAGGUGUGUAUACCUACAAAAUGAGCUAUAAAAGCUACAAUGAAAUGAUAGCAUGCAUCAAAAACCAAAAUGUAUGACUGAGGUGCUACCUCAGUAGAAGCAUUUAAGUCCCAUCUUAAAACUCAUUUGUAUAAUCUAGCCUUUAAAUAGACCCCCCCUUUUUUAGACCAGUUGAUCUGCCGUUUCUUUUCUUCUCUCCUCUUCUCCCCUGUCCCUUGCGAGGGGGAGUUGCAUAGGUCCGGUGGCCAUGGAUGAAGUGCUGGCUGUCCAGAGCCGGGACCCCGGGUGGACCACUAGCCUGUGCAUCGGUUGGGGACAUCUCUGCGCUGCUGACCCGUCUCCGCUCGGGAUGGUUUCCUGUUGGCCCCGCUGUGGACUGGACUCCCGCUGAUGUGUUGGAUCCACUAUGGACUGGACUUUCACAAUGUUAUGUCAGACCCACUCGACAUCCGUUGCUUUCGGUCUCCCCUAGAGGGGGGGGGUUACCCACAUAUGCGGUCCUCUCCAAGGUUUCUCAUAGUCAUUCACCGACGUCCCACUGGGGCACCACUGCUUUGACUGAAAUCCAUCCUCCCAAGUCGACACUCAGCCCUUCAUCUCUGCAAGAUCAACUGAACUCAAACUUUGACUCACAGUGCAAACCUUCAUCAGACUGUUACGCCAACCUCAACCUCAAGACCCCAAAGACAGGAACGUCUGCUCGCGGCGCCUCUCAGGUGGAAUACUCGCUGGUGGAAUACUCGCUGGUGUUUCGGCCGGAGGAGUUGAGGAAGGAGGACAAAGCGGAUGCAGUGUCAGACGUCUACGCUUGUGUGCCAACCAAACGCGGCGGCGAUGAAUACGCCAACCACAUUUGAAGAAGGAGCCCUGCCGCCUGAUGUUGUGCUGUCCCACUGAUGGCCCAGACCACUAGAUGACACUGUUGAUCGGCAUUUUGUUGCAGUUGUUUAAUUAAGAUCUGACACGGCUUUGUGGUCCUAAAUAUGUACAGUUCUUGAUUGGAUCAUAUUCAAUCACAUGUUUACAUUUAAGUGAUCUCUAUCCCUACAAUUCCAAUGUAAUAUCAAGAGCAAUAAUAACAGCUUCAGAAUAACUGUUGAUGAUAUUUAGCAUCUCUGUCGUUGCUAGGUAACAUUUACAUAGAUGCCGAG